This is a messenger RNA of Lachancea mirantina, 387 nucleotides long. NCBI's taxonomy places the organism in Eukaryota, Fungi, Ascomycota, Saccharomycetes, Saccharomycetales, Saccharomycetaceae. The record is from the annotation of a GenBank genome assembly.
AUGAACAAAGAGGGAGAUCUUUCGCCCACAGCGAGUCGGACGGAUCUUGCGAGCGACGUAGACACGUCGAAGCUCACACCGCAAGAACUCAAAUUAUUUAAAAUGUAUGGGAGAUUGCCGUCCAAGAAGGAUCUCUUUAAACACAAACUCCACGAACGAAAGUACUUCGAUAGUGGAGACUAUGCACUCAGCAAGGCUGGUGUGCGUUCCGAUGAACUAGAUCCUAAUGCUGGUAAAAGCCACCUUCCCGUCACGAACCCGAGCGGACUCCGAGAAAGCAUCAUCAAGAGAAGAUUGAGCAGCAGUGCCGGAAAUAUCGACUCCCAGGACCUGCGAAGACAAGGCAGCAUAUCGAGUGGGCCGCCGCCACAUUCUCCUGGUAAGUAG